UGAUCAGCUGAACCAAUGGGAAGUUGCAAUUUAUUCUUCCGGAAAAUCUUCGAGUUAACUCGCGCUUGGGAUUGUAAGAGAAGGCUGUUCUCAGGCUACCUCGAAAAAUGAGCGAUUCUGGAAAAGUCAAACCUGAAGCAAAUGGAGCAAAUAGAAGACAAGGAAGAAAAAGGUCAAGGUCUCCUGUGGACCGAACUCGAGCUCUCAAAGAUGGAUCACGUGACAGGCGCCGAGGUGCGGGUGGCGGAAAUUUGCCAUCAUCCAGAAUCAUUGUCAAGAAUUUGCCAUAUGAAAUCAAAUGGCAGACCCUGAAAGACAUCUUCAGAAGAGAAGUGGGAGAUGUGUCUUUUGUAGAAGUACUGGAAGGUCCUGAUGGAAAAUCAAAAGGGAUUGCGGUGAUUGAGUUCAAAGACAAGGAACAUGCCAAGAAGGCCAUUGACAAAAUGCACAAGUUCAAAGUUGGAGACAGAGAAAUUGUUGUCAGAGAGGAACGUGAGCGGGAUCGCCAGUUCUUUGAGCGACAGAUGGGCAUGGAUGGUCGUGGGAUGGGAGGUGAUAUGGGAGUUUGCGGAUUGGAUGUAGGAAGAGGAAUGGAUAUGCCCCGAGGAAUGGACUUAGUCAGAGGAAUGGACAUGCCUCGUGGGAUGGACUUUGUCAGAGGCAUGGAUCUGUCUCGAGGGAUGGAUGUUGGAGGUCGAGGGAUGGAUGUUGGAGGACUGGGAAUGGGAGGUGGCUUGGGUCUUGGAGGAGGACUGGGACUUGGCAGUGGCAUGGGAUUGGGAGGAGGUGGAGGAAGUGGAGGCUUGAUGGGUGGUGGCAUGGGGGUUGGGCCAAGUGAUGUGAGCCCUGAGAUCCUUGCUCAACUAGGAAUUGAUGGACCUGUCACCGGCACCGUCUUUGUUGCCAAUCUUGAUUAUCAGGUUACUAGAUGGAAACUAGUAGAAGUCUUCAGACUGGCUGGCAAUGUGAUAAAUGCUGAAAUCAAAGAAGACAAGAAUGGUAAAUCCCGUGGAAUGGGUAUUGUUGAAUUUGAAUUUCCUAUUGAGGCUGUUCAAGCUGUCUCGAUGUUUAAUGGUCAGACAUUGUUUGACCGAAAAAUGAUGGUCCGCAUUGACAAACCACCACCAGAAGAAAAGCCUUUGCCUCCAAAACUUCCAAGUGGCCUAAAGUCUAUUGGCAUGGGUCUUGGUAGUGGAGGGGCACCACUUACCAACUUGUCACAAGCAAGUGGUUUGGGAGGUGGUCCUGGGUUUAGCAUGCAGGGUGCUGGAAUGGGAGGAUUGGGAGCAGGUGGUUUGGGAUUGGGUUUGGACAUGGGACUAGGGGCAGGCACAGGAGGCUUAGGAGUAUCAGGUUCUUUUGGAGGUGUAGGAGGUUUGUCAGGUGUCAUGGGUACAGCAGGCCUUGGAGGAGCAGGGUCAUUAGGGCCAAGUGGCUCGGUAGGCGUUGGUCUGGGUUUGGGAGGUGCCAUGGGCAUGGGCCUAGGAGAUUCUCUAGGUGGUAACAGUAGUCUUGGUUCCUCCAAGAUGGGGCCUGGUCUUGGUGGCCUUGGGGGUGGAGCUGAUAAUAUGGGAGGUGUAGGCAUGGGAGGCAUGGGGCUUGGAGGUGGAGUUGGGAUGAUGGGUGCAGCACCAGGAGUUGGUGGUUUGGGAGGUAACUCUGGUUUAGGUGGGGGUCUUGGUAUUGGAGGCCCUCAUGAAGGUGGUGGCAGAGGUGGAUUUGAUGCCUCUCCACGUUCAGGUUAUGAUGCUGGAGGACGAGCUGCUUUUGACGGUAGCGGUCGAGGUGGAUACGACUCACUUGGGAGAGGCACCAUGUCAGAUUUGCGGGGCCGAGAUAAUCUAGAUCUUGGAGGACGAGGUGGCCUUGACCUGGGCGGAAGAGGUGGAUAUGAUCGUAGUGGCCUUGAUGUAGGGAUGGGAAGUAGAAACAGUGGCUUGGAUGUUGGUGGACGUGGUAGUUAUGAUACACUUGCUGGCCGUGGUGGUUUAGAGGAUUCCAGGGCAGGGUUUGAUUCUGGUAGAAAUAUUGAUGUCAACAUGAGAGGCAGUGGGUUUGAUGUUGGCCGCAACAGCUAUGAAAGUGGCAUGAGAGGAACUGGUGGUUUUGAAAACACUGGCCGAGCAGGACUUGACACAACAGGACGUGGAAAGGAUACCGAUGGCAGAUCUGAUCGCAGUGGUCGAACAGGCGGCCGCUCAGGAGGCAAUUGUUCAAUUCUUGUGAGAAAUUUGCCGUAUACCAUUACCUGGCAAGAUCUGAGGGAUCGGUUCCGCGACAUUGGUGAUGUGAAGUAUGCAGAGAUUGUAAUGGACAAAGGUCGUCCAACUGGUGAUGCAUUGAUUCGUUUUGGAAGUGAAGAAGAUGCAGUUCGUGCAAUCAAUCUUCUUGAUCAAACUCGUCUUGAAGGUCGCACCAUCAGAGUGGUCUUGCGUCCAUGAAUGCACGUGGUUGGACCAAGCAGCUUGCCCUUCUCAUUGGAAGCUGCAGUAAUCAGACACCACAACUUUUGGUGUAUGUAUACUUGAGAGCGUUGGCAGCUGUUUUUUGCAGUUCAUGCAGUCAUCAUUUGUUUUUAUGAGAAAACACAAAAUUCUAGACUGUUGUGCUCAGAGAGGCUGACGAAAAGAUGGAGGACUUUUCAGGGUGGACAGGGCUGUAGUUCUUUGAAAGAGGUGGCUAUUGUUGAAGAUACUGGGUUGUAAGAAAUUUCAGCAAGCUUCGGAGGACCUUUUAUUGUCACAGUUUUAUGAACUUUUGUUGUGUGUACUGACGGGACAUCUUCAUAUUGUUAUCUUCCCACGAUACGCUAGAAAGUCUGCUGAUUUUAUUUGCCUCUGUAGUUCUGAUUGUCUUUUUGUGUUUUUUAACAACUGUAAUAAAGUUUAUGGCAUUCAGAUAAUUGAAACAGACUUUUAAUGUUUUUCUUCAGUUUGCGGGAUUGAAGUCAGUUGCAGGCUUUAUUUUUUUAACUGGAGGAAGGCUUAUACAUUCUCAGUAAUAGCUAGUAGCAGUUUGCUUAGAGUGUGGUAAAGUAUUUUGCAUAGAUAUAAUUAUAGCCCAGAAGUUUGGGGCUUCAGUUGGAUAGCCAUAUACAAGUGCAGACUAAGGUGAGCAUUUUUACAUCAUCUCGUCCACAGCUAACUUCGCACAGUUUCCCUGGGUUUAGCAACUGAACAACACAUAGAUUGAUUAAAAAGCCUAUGUGUAUGAUAUUUUAAAUCUGUUUUUGUUUAGUCUAGUUGUAGAGCUGUCUGCAUUUUCUGGAUAUAUUUAUCUGUUGAAUAGUUUUUAGUCAGUGUACAUUUUUCAGGAAGGUGGGGAGGGGGGGUUGUGCAAAGUUUCUUGUAGAAUUAAUCUGUCCAGCGAUUUUAUCAGGCAAGAGGUUUUAUCACUUUUUUUACCUCCAUAUCUUUUUGUUUUUCUGUUUGUUUGUUGUUGUUUUUUGUAUGUGUUUGCACAUUCUUCUGUAAGUUACACAAGGAUUGGAAAAAAUAGGUUCUUUGAUGUUUUUGCCUCCUGGUGACCUUUUGGGACCUAGUCAAACAUUUUAGGGCCUCGCUUUAUGAACUCUUUUCAGAAGUAUUGGACUCCUUUGAGCUGUGCUUUCAACUCAGAACAAAUUGUAUGCACAUGGACCCAUUGUAUCAAGCAUUUGAAAUUCAGGCAUUUGGCUAAGGAGUCUUCUGGGGUAUUUGUUAUUUGAUGUUUUGAUUGAGGCCUUGGGGAUAGGCUUUUUAUACUAAUCAAGAUAGACAUAAAUACUCUGUUUUGCAUGAACUUAGAUUUUCUGCAGGAGGUUAUAUCAUGCUGUGGACUUUAAAGUUGACCCAGUUAUAGUUGCCGUGAAGUCCUUUUGGUAUAAUCGGAAUUAGACCAGUGCGGCUCCUUGUUUUAUUGUAUUAUUCUGUCGUCUGUGUAAUAACAAUCCAAAAUAGCACAGUAACAGAGAUAUUAGGGAAAUGGAGCUGUUGAAUCUGAGAAAGCAUGCUUGCUCAAUAAGUGAAUGCACAGAGCGCAAAAAAGCUGAUAACAACAAAGUAGCUGUCAAGUAGAUUUUGUCAUCCUUUCUUGUCAAGAUUUGUAUUUAGAAAGGGUUUGCUUUGCUGUAUCUUCUCCAGCACUUGAUCCAUACAACUGAAAUGUCUAUUUCAGCAUGUAAAACAGCCUUUUUUAAAUCUUGUUGUAUGAUGACAUUACACGGGAGCCCUGAGUUGAUAAAACAUUCAUGAAUAAGUAUCUUGAUGCUAAGAGGAUCUUUAGUAGUGGCAGUGUUUUGCACAAAGUAUAGGUCAAUGGUUAGAUUCAUUUGUCAAAGAAAAUUUCAAUGGUUGCACUUGUUCUCAGAUUCUAGCAAGGGGCAUUUACCUGUCACUUGUAAGAUUCAUUGUAGACACUUAUGCAACAGUACCUUUCACUAUAAAAAGUGAAUAUCUCAGAGUGCCCAGGAAUAUGCCAGUAGAGGUUUUUUAUUUUUAAAAAAAUGAUUAAUUACAUGUCAAAACAAGAUUACUGAAAGCAAUAAGCUUAUUGCAGCAGCACCACUGUCUUCUAGUUUGCUAUUAUAUGGUUUUUCUUUUCCUGAAGAUGUGAGAGUACAUAUGCUCUUUCCACUUGUGGUCUUGGCGACAAAGGCAGUUAAGUUUAAUUUGUAGUUUUGGUAUAAAUUUUUCACUUGACAACUUUGCUUUGGAAAUCCUCUCCUUUCUUUCAUGUUACUAUUUAUAGUUGUUUAAAAAAUUAAAUAGAAUAUCUUCUGUUUGCUGAACUUCAUGCACAGGACAUUUUGAAGUCAUUCAAAGAGAAUAAAGAGUAAUUCAGAAGAA
Molecule: messenger RNA, 4826 nt
Organism: Pomacea canaliculata
Lineage: Eukaryota; Metazoa; Mollusca; Gastropoda; Architaenioglossa; Ampullariidae
Product: heterogeneous nuclear ribonucleoprotein M-like
Exons: 12
Coding region: 108-2441 (777 amino acids)
Cellular component (GO): nucleus; cytoplasm
Molecular function (GO): mRNA binding
Source: RefSeq, a predicted model, not a curated record